Molecule: messenger RNA, 1503 nt
Organism: Chrysochloris asiatica (Cape golden mole)
Lineage: Eukaryota; Metazoa; Chordata; Mammalia; Afrosoricida; Chrysochloridae
Product: cholesterol 24-hydroxylase-like
Exons: 15
Coding region: 1-1503 (500 amino acids)
Biological process (GO): cholesterol catabolic process
Molecular function (GO): cholesterol 24-hydroxylase activity; heme binding; iron ion binding
Source: RefSeq, a predicted model, not a curated record
AUGAGCCCCGGGCUGCUGCUCCUCGCCAGCGCCGUCCUGCUCGCCUUCGGCCUGUGCUGCACCUUCGUGCACCGCGCUCGCAGCCGCUAUGAGCACAUCCCCGGGCCGCCGCGGCCCAGUUUCCUUCUAGGACAUCUCCCAUACUUUUGGAAAAAGGAUGAGGUUUGUGGCCGUACGCUCCAAGAUGUGUUUUUGGAUUGGACUAAGAAGUAUGGACCUGUUGUGCGGGUCAAUGUCUUCCACAAAACCUCUGUUAUCGUCACCAGUCCUGAAUCAGUCAAGAAGUUCCUGAUGUCAACCAAGUACAACAAAGACUUAAAGAUGUACCGUGCCAUCCAGACUGUGUUUGGUGAGAGACUCUUUGGCCAGGGCCUGGUAUCGGAGUGUGACCACGAACGUUGGCACAAACAGCGCAGGGUCAUGGACUUGGCCUUCAGCCGGAGCUCCUUGGUUAGUUUGAUGGAAACAUUCAACGAGAAGGCUGAGCAGCUGGUGGAGAUUCUGGAAGCCAAGGCGGACGGGCAGACCCCGGUGUCCAUGCAGGACAUGCUCACCUGUACUGCCAUGGACAUCCUGGCCAAGGCAGCUUUCGGGAUGGAGACCAGCAUGCUGCUGGAUGCCCAGAAACCUCUGCCCAGGGCAGUGAGAGUGAUGUUGGAGGGCAUCACGGCAUCCCGAAACACCCUGGCAAAGUUUUUACCAGGGAAGCGGAAACAGCUGCGAGAGAUCCGAGAGAGCAUCCGCUUUCUGCGCCAGGUUGGCAAGGACUGGGUUCAGCACCGCCGGGAGGCCCUCAAGAGAGGGGAGGACGUUCCUGCCGACAUCCUCACACAGAUUCUCAAAGCUGAAGAGGAUACCCAGGAUGAUGAGAUUCUGCUAGACAACUUUGUCACCUUCUUCAUUGCUGGUCACGAGACCUCCGCCAAUCACUUGGCAUUCACGGUGAUGGAGCUGUCCCGCCAGCCUGAGAUUGUGGCAAGGUUGCAGGCUGAGGUGGAUGAGGUGGUCGGUUCCAAGAGGCACCUGGACUGUGAGGACCUGGGAAGGCUACAGUACCUCUCCCAGGUCCUCAAAGAGUCACUGCGGCUGUAUCCGCCAGCCUGGGGCACCUUUCGCCGCCUAGAGGAGGAGACCUUGAUCGAUGGGGUCAGAGUCCCCGGCAACACCCCACUCCUGUUCAGCACCUAUGUUAUGGGGCGGAUGGACUCUUACUUUGAGGACCCACUGACUUUCAACCCGGAUCGAUUCAGCCCUGGAGCACCCAAGCCUCGGUUCACCUACUUCCCCUUCUCCCUGGGACCCCGCGCCUGCAUCGGGCAGCAGUUUGCUCAGAUGGAGGUGAAGGUGGUGAUGGCCAAGCUACUUCAGAGGCUAGAGUUUCGUUUGGUGCCUGGGCAGCGCUUUGGGCUGCAAGAGCAGGCCACGCUCAAGCCGCUGGACCCUGUGCUGUGCACCCUGCGGCCCCGCGGCUGGCAGCCUGCACCCCCACCCCCACCCUGCUGA